AUGACGCUGCUCACUCGCGCCAGCCCCGCCCUCCGCCAGUCCCUCGCCCGCUCAUCCGCCAGGGCUCCCGUACGCUUCUCGCACGGCCACGCCUACACCCCGGCCGACGCUGUCCCCUUCAGCUUCAAGUCGAAGGGCGCCUUCGGCGCGAAGGUCGCGACCUACCUUCUCACCGGCUUCGCGAUCCCCUUCGUCGCGGCGUGGUACCAGCUGAAGAAGUCCGGCGCAGGUGGUGCAUGA
Messenger RNA from Rhodofomes roseus, 240 nucleotides. RefSeq lists its product as uncharacterized. Bases 1 to 240 code for a protein of 79 amino acids. The transcript is spliced from 3 exons. The record is from RefSeq and is a predicted model, not a curated record. Gene Ontology annotation, biological process: mitochondrial electron transport, cytochrome c to oxygen. NCBI's taxonomy places the organism in Eukaryota, Fungi, Basidiomycota, Agaricomycetes, Polyporales, Fomitopsidaceae.